AUGGCAACCAGCCCAGAUAAGACCGAAGCUAUACAUCCAGAAAUUGGGCCUUUCGAUAAUGUGAAAAUCAUCGAACCUAAAAAUAAAUGUGUGGAACAUAAAAAGUGCAAAUAUCCUGGUUUUCGCAGAAAUAUUUAUGAUUAUUUUACGGAAUUUUCGAGUAAUACCGGAAUCCAUGGCUUCAAAUAUAUGGGCGAGCAAGAAAGAUCUUUCGCUGAAAAAUUUUACUGGUUAAUUCUCUUCUGUAUUUCUCUGUUCUUCUGUAUUUAUCUAAUAUUACAAGCAUGGCUAAAGUGGGAUGAACCUCCAGUUUUGGUAAGUUUCGCCCAAAGCCCGACACCAGUGUGGCAGGUGCCUUUCCCAGCAAUUACCAUUUGCUCCGAAACCAAAACGAGGCAGAGAAUGUAUAAUUUUACGAAUUAUUAUCACAAAGUUAUAGAUGAUAUGAUUAUAAAAGAAAGAAAUAUCUCAGCAGCAAGCAGUCUCACCGAUGAAGAGAUACAGAAAUUUUCUGACAUCUCGUUGAUUUGUGAUAAUCAUCUUUAUUCGGAAGGAAAUAAAACUACGGGUUUUGAAACCAUUGAAUACCUAAUAAGUCUCGCGCCACCAUUUGAAGAGGUUUUCAUGGGCUGUAAAUGGACAAGCACGAACGAGACUUGCAAUGACCUUUUCUCUCCAAUGUUAACAGAAGAUGGCAUUUGUUUCACAUUUAACAUGCUAGAUAGAAGCGAACUGUUUACAAAUGCUGUCUACUUACAUGGAGACUACAUGGAUCACGACAAGCGCUCAGACGGAUGGACCCUUGAAGAUGGUUACCCUCGAGUCGCAGGAAAAGACACAUUUCCUAGAAGAGUUAUGUCAGCAGGGUCGAAAGCUGGCCUAUUUCUUCUUUUGAGAGCUUAUGAACAAGAUCUGGAUUAUGUUUGUCGUGGACCAGUACAAGGUUUUAAAGUAUGGUUGCAUGAUCCAGCCGAAGUACCAAGGGUCGGAACCCAAUAUUUUAGAGCACCACUUAAUCAGGAAAUUGUAGUGGCAAUUAAACCUGACCUGAUGACAACUUCUGCAGGCUUAAAAAACUACGAUCCACACCGAAGGCACUGUUUCUUCGCACAGGAGCGACAACUACAAUUUUUCCAAAGCUACACACAGCAAAACUGUCAAGUGGAAUGUGUUGCAAAUUAUACUCGAACUAGAUGCGGUUGCGUCGCUUUCCACAUGCCACAUGAAGAAUCGACGAAAAUUUGUGGACCUGGAAGCAAUCAAUGCAUAUUCGAAGCAGAACAGGAGUUGCUAACUCGCGAAGUAGAAUCAGGACUUCAUCGUUUUGAAGGUGAUGAAGAAGACAGUGUUUCAAAAACAGAGUGUGAUUGCUUACCUGCCUGUACUUCCAUAACGUAUAAUGCAGAAACUUCGCAAGUCGACUUCAAUUGGCCUAUGCUUUUUCAAGGAUUCAAAGCUAAUUUUAGUGAAUUUCCAGGGAUUCAGAUGACCAGGUUAACACUCUUUUUCAAGGAUAUGAAUUUUCUCAAUUCAGAACGAAAUGAACAACAACUUUAUGGACAAUUAGAUUUCCUUGCCAAUUGUGGAGGAUUAUUGGGUGUGUUUACUGGAUUUUCGUUCUUGUCGAUCGUUGAAAUUGUAUAUUUUCUGUCAUUAAGACUACUGUGUAACAUUAAAAAGUAUGGUGUACACUUCUGGUCUGGAUCGAAAACGUUAUUAAAUGACGACGCUUAUCACAAGUAA
Molecule: messenger RNA, 1743 nt
Organism: Zophobas morio
Lineage: Eukaryota; Metazoa; Arthropoda; Insecta; Coleoptera; Tenebrionidae
Product: pickpocket protein 28-like
Exons: 8
Coding region: 1-1743 (580 amino acids)
Biological process (GO): sodium ion transmembrane transport
Cellular component (GO): plasma membrane
Molecular function (GO): ligand-gated sodium channel activity
Source: RefSeq, a predicted model, not a curated record